This is a messenger RNA of Closterium sp. Naga37s-1, 1104 nucleotides long. The record is from the annotation of a GenBank genome assembly. Lineage: Eukaryota; Viridiplantae; Streptophyta; Zygnematophyceae; Desmidiales; Closteriaceae.
AUGGUCCGUUUAACCGCUGAUCUGAUCCUCGAGUCGCCGCAGUAUUUCAACGCGGUGCGAGAACGAGAAAUUGAUCUGAGAGGGAAUAAGAUCGCAGUCAUUGAGAAUCUCGGAGCCACCGAGGACCUGUUUGACAGCAUCGACCUGUCAGACAACGAAAUAGUGAAGCUGGAGGGGUUCCCGCUGCUGCGGCGGCUCUCCACUCUGCUGCUCUGCAACAACCGCAUCACUCGCAUCAACCCCCAGCUAGGUACCCAACUCCCCAAGCUGCAGACCUUAGUCCUGGCCAACAAUCGCCUAACCAACCUGGCGGAUCUCGACCCACUCGCAUCUCUGGCCCACUCCCUCACCUCGCUCUCUCUCCUGGACAACACCGUCGUCAAGAAGCCCAAGUACCGCCUCUAUGCCAUCCACCUGCUGCCGAAACUGCGGCUGCUGGACUUUCGCAAGGUCAAGCUGAAGGAGAGGCAAGAGGCAGAGGCAACAUUCGGCAAGGACAGGGCAGCAGCAGCGGCGGCCAAGCGCGUAUCAGCAAACACGUUCGUGCCUGGCGAGGCACUUGCAGAAGCAGGAGGGGGAGCGGAGGGAGCAGCUGCUGCUGGUGGUGCUGGUGAUGGUGGGAAGGAAGGAGGGGAGGGGGCGGCUGCUGCUGCUGCAGCAGCGAAAGGGCCAACACCAGAGCAGAUCACUGCAAUCAAGGUGAUUACAAGUUCCACUCACUUUAAGCGCCUCAAAAGCUUUCCUUAUUGUGCCCCGGUUCCUCCUGCUGCCCCUGCUCUCCCUGCUCCCUCUGCUACCCCUGCUCUCCCUGCUCCCUCUGCUGCCCCUGCUCUUCAUGCUCCCGCUGCUCCCCCUGCAGGCUGCAAUCAGCACGGCUCAGACAUUGGAAGAGGCCCUGCAGUCGGGUCAAUUGCCAUCAGACAUCAAGUCGGAUCCACUCCCCCUCCCUUUCUCUCUCCCUCUCCCUCUCUCCCUCUCCUCUCCCUCUCUCCCUCUCCUCUCCCUCUCUCCCUCUCCGCUCCCUCUCUCCUCUCCUUCCCUCCCUCUCUCCCUCCCUCCCUCUCGUCCUCUCUCCCUCUCUCCCUUUACUCUGUCAAUGCAUAA